AUUUUCCAGCCAAAGCAAAGGGAAGGAAGGUAUCGAGAUCCCACUUCCUUAUCCUUUGGAGCAUGUUAUCUUUUCUGUGUCUCUCCUGACACAUAAGAGAAAGAGCAUGGCAACCACACUCAGCCUCCUCAGACUCUCUAUUGUUUCCCAAAAAUCACACCAGACCCACUCAAAACUAGUAAAUCGCCCCAACCCAGUGAGAUCAGUCAUUUCCCAGCACUCACUUGACCCCCAGAGACUCCUCUCUGAGACCACCCACCGCCUAAAAUCAGCUGCUCUUCCCCUCACAGCACUCACAUUGCCCUUCCUUUUGGACUCCAAGGAUGCACUUGCUGUUGGUGGGGAGUUUGGGAUUUUGGAGGGUAGAACAUUGGCCCUGAUUCACCCCAUUGUGAUGGGUAGCUUGUUCUUCUACACCUUGUGGGCUGGGUAUUUGGGUUGGCAAUGGCGUCGAGUCAGGACAAUUCAGAAUGAGAUCAAUGAGCUCAAGAAACAAGUCAGGCCUGUUGCAGUCACACCGGAAGGAUCCCCACCUGCAGAAGCGCCACCGCCUUCGCCUAUUGAAGCCAAAAUCCAGCAACUCACUGAGGAGAGGAAGGAACUGAUUAAAGGGUCCUUCAGAGAUAGGCACUUCAAUGCAGGUUCAAUACUGCUAGGGUUCGGAGUUUUUGAAUCAAUUGGAGGAGGAGUCAACACAUGGUUCAGGACAGGAAAGCUAUUCCCAGGACCUCAUCUCUUUGCAGGAGCAGCUAUCACAGCAUUAUGGGCAGCUGCAGCAGCUCUUGUUCCUGCAAUGCAGAAAGGGAAUGAAACUGCCAGAAAUCUUCACAUUGCAUUGAAUGGGCUGAAUGUGCUGCUCUUCAUAUGGCAGAUCCCUACCGGAAUCGAUAUAGUAUUCAAAGUGUUUGAGUUUACUAAUUGGCCUUGAGGGACUGCCAUUCCAAAUGUGAGGUUCUUCACUUCAUCCUCAUCUCUUUUUAGGCCACUUUGUACUACUUAUAGCUUUGUAAGAUUGACUAUCUUUCAUCAAGUAUGGGAAAAUUACACUUAACAGUUUCUGAUAA
Molecule: messenger RNA, 1064 nt
Organism: Vitis vinifera (wine grape)
Lineage: Eukaryota; Viridiplantae; Streptophyta; Magnoliopsida; Vitales; Vitaceae
Exons: 4
Coding region: 107-928 (273 amino acids)
Cellular component (GO): chloroplast thylakoid
Source: RefSeq, a predicted model, not a curated record